Lactuca saligna is the source of this 1398-nucleotide messenger RNA. Lineage: Eukaryota; Viridiplantae; Streptophyta; Magnoliopsida; Asterales; Asteraceae. The record is from the annotation of a GenBank genome assembly.
AUGGACAAGAGUUGGACUAAAAUCACGAAUAAGGUCGAUCCAAAGUUCAUGAAGGGGGCAAUUGCUUUUGCAGAGAUGGCUAAAGGUUACGUUGAUAGUGAAGGUCGUACACACUGUCCAUGUAAAAGCUGUCUAAAUGUAAGAAAGCAUGCACCUGAUGUAGUUUGUAGUCAUAUCAUACAUCAUGGCUUUCAACAGUCAUAUAAAAUUUUGACAUUUCACAGGGAAAGUCGCCAGGAAAAUGAAAUAAACAACGAACAUGAUGAAAGUGAUAAUGAAUCAGAUGAUGGUGUCGAUGCUUUACUUGGUGAUGCGUUUCAUGUGGGAGCUGAAACUGAAGGAGUAGAUGAGAACGAUGAGGACGAGUCUAAUAAUCGAUCUAGUAAUCCAAAUGUGGAAAAGUUAUUCGCUAAUAUGGAGAAACCUUUAUUUCCAGGAUGUGAUACUUUCUCUGUACUAGGAUUUAUAUUACGAUUGAUGCACGUGAAGGAAAAUUCGGAAUUACAAUUAUGUCCUGUUUGUGGUGCUAGUCGUUGGGUAGAUGAUAAAAUGCAUCAAAAGAAGAUUCCAACCAAAGUCUUGCGUUACUUUCCCAUCACAAGUAGACUUAAGCGACUAUAUGCCUCUAGGUAUACUGCAAAGGACAUGCAGUGGCACGCUCACAACAAGUCUAAAGAAGAUGGAGUUCUUAGGUAUCCAGCAGACGGAAAAGCAUGGAAGCACUUUGAUACAAUCUACCCUGAUUUUGCCAAAGAACCAAGAAAUCAAUAUGCUGAACAAAUGAAACAUAAUCGGGGAAAACUUGUUAUUCCAAGUAGAGGAGGCUCAAGAUCGAUAACAAAUCACAAAUUUGCCAUGACAAAUAAAGAGACUCAAAUGCCCCCCAGCCCAAUCGAGUUAUAUCAUAAGUUGCAUUUUGAUCCUAUAAAGAAAUGGAUAAAUGAUGAGUCACGCAUUCAAUACGAAAAUAUUCUCCAACUCAAGGAGGAAGAAUGUGCCAAAUUAGUUUCGGCGGGAACAAGCAUUACUCAAGAAACGGAAUAUGACAUAGAGAAAAAAGUCAUUAAAACUAUUUGUGCCAAACAUAAAACAUUGCAAUCUGGAUGGGAGGCUUCAAGUGGACCUGUUAUGAGGAAAAAAGAUAUACAUCUCUUAUCAACCGCAGAAACAUCUCAAUCAGCCUCAAAAGAUGAAGAAGAUAUGAAAAGUAAGAUUGUUGCACUUGAGGAGGAGGUUCGAAUAAAUGAACAAAAAGUCAAACAAAGUGAGGAAAAAUGUGAAAAAAUGUUGCAGUUUAUUAUCUCGAAGUUCCCGGAUUCUCAAAACAUAUUAUGUCCACCCGAUGAAGAUGAAGCUCGUGCGUACGAUGACAUAACAGAUCUAUCAGAGCAAGCAUAG